Messenger RNA from Paramecium octaurelia, 702 nucleotides. The record is from the annotation of a GenBank genome assembly. NCBI's taxonomy places the organism in Eukaryota, Ciliophora, Oligohymenophorea, Peniculida, Parameciidae.
AUGUAAAUUGAAGACAUUAAGGAAUACUUGGAGGAUCAAAAAUUACCCAAUUUAAAAAGCCUGUUAAGCAUGUGUUCAAAUUUUAGUGAGUAUGAUCUUUAAAGGUAACCUCCUUACUUAAUAAAAAUGUAAAUAUUAGUGAAUAAUUUUAGGGAAUCAAUUGCAGAACCGGAUUCAGUUUCUGUUAUAUAUCCUGUUUAAGGAGAUACGAAUAAUAUUCAUGAGAAAGAGCCUCAAAAAUCAGAAAUACAGGUAAAAGAUGGGGGACAAGAUAUUUAACAAGUAGAAUAAUUUUCUUGCAGUUGCUCUAAGAGUCACUGUUUAAAGAUGUAUUGUUCUUGUUUCCACAAUGGAAGAGUUUGCGGGGAAUCAUGUAAUUGCCAAGAUUGCCAGAACGGCGAAGACAACAUAAUUGAAAGAGAAAAGGCUGUAAAUUAUGCAAAGAAGAAAGCACAAAGAAAUAAGAAGAUUCCAGAAGAAAAAAUAUUUAAGACAACAGAAAUUUGGGGAUGCAAUUGUUCUAAAACUAGGUGUGUGAAGAAUUAUUGUGAAUGUUUCGUAAGGGGCAAGAAAUGUUCUGUAGAAUGCAAUUGUUAACAUUGUGACAAUGGGAAAGAUGAAGAUUUAAUUAAGGAAAUCAAAAUGCUAAGUUAAAGACAGAAUCAAACAAAAAAAAGAAUAAGAAAAGAAAGAUAGAUAUGA